This is a messenger RNA of Carica papaya (papaya), 983 nucleotides long. RefSeq lists its product as uncharacterized. The record is from RefSeq and is a predicted model, not a curated record. Lineage: Eukaryota; Viridiplantae; Streptophyta; Magnoliopsida; Brassicales; Caricaceae.
CGUUUUUUCCUUCUAACACUAUGACCCUUCACAAUUCACAUUCAUCACCCACACCCACCUCAACGUACUACUUUCCUUCUUUCUCACUCCAAACAGACGGAGAAAGAAACUCCCGUUGCUCUAUCUAUAAAACCAGAUUCACCCACCUCAGAAACUCUCCAGAAAUCCACUUGAGAGAACAACGAAAGGAGAAAGCUUGCAUGAGUUCUACAGGCUUAAAAAUGGCGGCGACAUCUGAUCACCCAGACGAGACGCAGAGCUCAACACCUAAACUUGCUCUGUUUUCAUUUCCGGAAUCAAAAGACGAGUCUCCGUCCCCGAUUUACACCAGUCUUAGAGUUUCUAUCCCAUUUCAGUGGGAGGAAGCUCCGGGGAAGCCCAGAGUGCUGUUUAACGUCGACGAGGAGUCGGAGAAGAAGAACGGAGAGUGUCAGCAACUCGAGCUGCCGCCGAGGUUGAACAUGCCGUCUCCGACGACUGUGCUCGACGGUCCUUACAUCCGCCGGUCUAUGUCGUUGAGGAAAGGGGAGAGUUGGGGGAAGAAGGUGAUGAGCUUAGAUUAUAAGGGUACUAGUGUUCUGUUCGGGUCAACGAGGUGGGGGAAUGGUUUGACCAAAAACACAGAGGUUAUCGGAGACGGCUUUGACUUUUUGACUUCCGACGUCUAUGGCGGUGACGGCGAUGACGGAGGGAUGACGGAUGUGAAGAUCACGAGAAUGAGGAGAAGAGGGAGCUUCUUUGGUCUGUCAUACGGAAGGUCAAAUAUUUUGAGAAGCAUUUAUGAAGGCAUUAAGCAGGUGGUCCCUAAGAGCAGCCGUCGGCAAGAAAAGAUGAGGAAGAUGAACUCCUCAAGCGUCCCUUCUCUUUGAUCAAAUUUACUGUAAUAAUUUCAUUCAAUUUUCUUCAUAUAAAUUAAGCUUCUGUAUAUAUAAAUAUAUAUAUAUAUAGAGAGAGAAUUAUGUUAUGGUAUGCUAUUUAUUUCC